AUGCGCUUCAUCGCCGCCUCGCUCAUCGCCUUCGCGACAGCUGUGACGGCUGUUGGUAAUGCCGUUGUUAGCAACGGCUCUGACGAGCCGUUCUAUGUCUGGUCUGUCGGCAGUACCGUUGGUGAACGGCGUGAGGUAUUGCCAGGCAGCGCAAUUGUAGAAGCAUUUCGCCACGAUGCUCAGACCGGAGGCAUCGCAUUGAAGAUCACCAAGACGAACGAUGGGCUGUACACUGGAGCGCCAACCCAGAUAUUCUCUUACUCGCUCGAUGGCGAACAAGUCUGGUUUGAUUUGAGCACCGUGUUUGGUGACCCCUUCAAGGGCCACAAGAUUACGGUCGAGAGUGCCAAUGGGCCCAAGAUAGAGUGGCCAACGGGUACUCAUCCAGGAGGAAGCCAGGUCAAGGUUGCCCCGAGCAAGAACGAUGUGUUCUUUACGCUUCACAAAUAA
Molecule: messenger RNA, 450 nt
Organism: Aaosphaeria arxii CBS 175.79
Lineage: Eukaryota; Fungi; Ascomycota; Dothideomycetes; Pleosporales
Exons: 2
Coding region: 1-450 (149 amino acids)
Source: RefSeq, a predicted model, not a curated record